GCCGGUGCGGGACCCCGCCGCCGUUACCGCCGCGCCCGCUCCCACCCCCGGCCCCCUCCGCGCCGCCGCCGCCAUGCACCCGCGGCGCCCCGAAGGCUUCGACGGCCUCGGCUACCGCGGGGGCGGCCGGGAGGAGCUGGGCCCCGGCGGCAGGGCCUUCGGCGGCGCCGCGGAGCUGAGCCACUGGGUGACGAGCCCGCCCGACAUCCCCGGCAGCCGCAACCUGCACUGGGGGGAGAAGACGCCGCCGUACGGGGCGGGGACGCCGCUCGGGGGCGCCGCCCUCAACGAGGAGCCCUGCCUCGGGGCGGGCGGCCCCGGCGCCGAGCAAUUGAACAGAUUUGCAGGCUUUGGUAUUGGCCUCGCAAGCUUAUUUACAGAAAAUGUGUUGGCACAUCCUUGCAUUGUCCUGCGUCGUCAAUGUCAGGUUAAUUAUCAUGCUCGGAACUAUCAUCUCACUCCAUUUACUAUUGUCAAUAUUAUGUACAGCAUCAAUAAGACACAGGGUCCAAGAGCUCUUUGGAAAGGAAUGGGCAGCACUUUUAUUGUUCAGGGCAUAACUCUCGGAACAGAAGGCAUCAUCAGUGAAUUUACACCUUUGCCAAGAGAGCUUUCACAUAAAUGGAACCUCAAGCAGAUAGGUGGCCACCUUCUACUCAAAGGCUUAACACAUGUGAUAGCAAUGCCUUUUUAUUCUGCAAGCCUGAUUGAAACUGUGCAGAGUGAAAUCAUUCGAGAUAAUCCUGGAAUUCUGGACUGUGUGAAAGAGGGGAUCGGCAGAGUCGUUGGCAUGGGAGUACCCCAUAGCAAGCGUCUCCUUCCUCUGAUGGUGUUGACUUUUCCAACUGCUCUACAUGGAGUUCUUCACUACAUCAUCAGUUCCAUCGUCCAGAAGCUUGUUCUGUUUGUUCUGAAAAGGGAGAAUUCCCACAAUCUCCCAACAGAGAGCUCCACUUCUGUGCAGAGCGUGCUGGAUGCAUAUUUUCCAGAACUUAUUGCUAGCUUUGCUGCUAGCCUUUGCGCUGAUGUCAUGCUUUACCCACUGGAGACAGUUUUGCAUCGCCUUCAUAUUCAAGGGACACGCACGAUAAUUGACAAUACAGACCUUGGCUAUGAAGUGCUUCCCAUCAAUACUCAGUACGAGGGCAUGAGAGACUGUAUAAAUACUAUAAAACGGGAAGAGGGAAUGCUAGGUUUUUAUAAAGGGUUUGGAGCUGUUAUAGUACAGUAUAGCUUACAUGUAGCUGUUCUACAGCUCACCAAAAUUAUUUACUCAACACUGCUUCAAAAUGUUUCUUAAUUGUUCCGGUGUGGAUUUAGGACAGUGGUCUAGUUAUUUACCAACCUAACUAUUGUUAAAAGUGACUUAGAAUGACGUUGAAGAAUAUGCUCUAUGAAUUCUAUCUAUAUUGUAAAAGAACUUGUUUUAAAAAUUGGAAUUCAAAUAUCUCUCAAAAGUACUACUUAAGUUUAAAAUGAUAAACACCGAUUGAAUAGUGUAUGUGGUUAUACAGAAGAGAAUCAGAUUCUGACUGGAAUGAGGUUUUAUCUUUCCUCUUACCAGUUAACUAGCAUGAGGAAUAGAUUUGAAUUUUUCAUCUCUGCUUUCUAAGUAUCACAUCUGGUAUUUAAUUUGAACUGCUAGGCAGUUCAAAAGGAUUGUUUUCCUAAGUUUUAAGAACUUGGAAGUUGGAGAGUGAUGGGUUUACUGACCUUUUAAGAAUGUUUUCACUUUCACUGUUAAUGAAGCUGUGAGCAAAAUGUAAAACUUGAUAUAAAUGUCAUAAUUUACAGGUACAUAGAAGAUUUUUCUUAUUUUCACUGAUGCAGUGUGGCAGGAGAAGAUGAGGUAAAGUCCUUUGCUUUCAACAAAAUAUUGUGUAACCAAAACUUAAUUUUGAACAAAGUUGAACAGAAUGCAGAGAUUGGCUGUCUUGCAGUGUGUUAGCAGGGCUUAUGCUAACCAAAGUGUGUGAAUAAAGCAAAUUAGAAGCUGA
Molecule: messenger RNA, 1997 nt
Organism: Rhea pennata
Lineage: Eukaryota; Metazoa; Chordata; Aves; Rheiformes; Rheidae
Gene: SLC25A46
Product: solute carrier family 25 member 46
Exons: 8
Coding region: 74-1300 (408 amino acids)
Biological process (GO): mitochondrial membrane fission; axon development; mitochondrial fission
Cellular component (GO): mitochondrial outer membrane
Source: RefSeq, a predicted model, not a curated record